Molecule: messenger RNA, 1271 nt
Organism: Antrostomus carolinensis (chuck-will's-widow)
Lineage: Eukaryota; Metazoa; Chordata; Aves; Caprimulgiformes; Caprimulgidae
Gene: GYG2
Product: glycogenin 2
Exons: 8
Coding region: 4-1248 (414 amino acids)
Molecular function (GO): glycosyltransferase activity
Source: RefSeq, a predicted model, not a curated record
GUGAUGGAUCAAGCCUUUGUGACCCUUGCUACUGAUGAUGUGUACUGUCAAGGUGCUCUGGUGCUUGGACAGUCGUUGAGGAACCAUACUACGUCUAGAAAACUGGCAGUACUAAUUACACCAGAGGUUUCCAGCGGGAUGAGGUCUGUCCUCCGCAGCGUGUUUGACGAAGUAAUCGAGGUGGAUGCGCUUGACAGUGCUGACUCAGUCCGUUUGGCUCUGAUGCAGAGGCCAGAACUGGGUGUAACCUUCACUAAGCUUCACUGUUGGACCCUUACUCAUUAUAGCAAAUGUGUCUUCAUGGAUGCAGACACUUUAGUACUUUGCAAUGUCGAUGAAUUGUUUGAUCGAGAAGAGUUUUCAGCAGCUCCUGAUUCUGGCUGGCCUGACUGUUUUAAUAGUGGUGUAUUUGUGUUCCGACCUUCUUUGAAAACUUACAACCUACUACUCCAGUUUGCUGCUGAACAUGGCAGCUUUGAUGGAGGUGAUCAAGGCUUGUUGAAUAGCUUCUUCAGCAACUGGGCAGCAGCAGAUAUUGGCAAACACUUACCUUUCCUCUAUAACUUAAGCAGCAGUGCUGUAUACACCUAUGUUCCUGCUUUCAAUCAUUUUGGUAGAGAUGCCAAAGUAGUUCACUUCUUGGGAGCGAUGAAGCCCUGGAACUAUGAAUACAGCCUUCAAACAAAGAGAAUUAUGCAGGAUGGUACCACCACCUCUGGAUCUUUUCAUCAUCUGUCAUUUCUUGCCCUCUGGUGGAAUAUAUACAAUGCCAGUAUAUUGCCUUUGUUAGAAAAACUUAAAAAGAUGCAAGAACCAGAAUCUGAGGAAUGCCAGCACACUUUCAAUGGAGCUGAAAUUACACUGAAAAAGGCCAGUCCUCCUGUGGCCAAUUCGCUGCAAAUGCCUGUGCUUCCAGAGCACACACAUGAAGUGCAUCCCACAGCAGGUUCACCUGAGGAACUCGCUUUCAAAGCUCAACCUGUAUGUGAAGUUGAACAAAGUGGUUCUCACAUCCAUCUCUCUGAGCCUGACAGACCUUCAGAACAACUUGUAUUUCAACCUACAUUUCAGGAAACCUCAGAACUGAACGAGGUCUCACGUUCUGUUUCAGAGCUGUCUAUUCAUUUCCAUCCAGAAGAACCAAGUCCAGAAGAUGAACGAAGAAAAUGGGAGGAAGGGCGUAUGGACUAUAUGGGGAAAGAUGCUUUUGAACAUAUAAAAAAGAAAUUGGAUGCAUUUUUACAUUAAGAUGGAGGGUACUGUAAUGGCCA